Molecule: messenger RNA, 1293 nt
Organism: Gadus macrocephalus (Pacific cod)
Lineage: Eukaryota; Metazoa; Chordata; Actinopteri; Gadiformes; Gadidae
Gene: u2af1
Product: U2 small nuclear RNA auxiliary factor 1
Exons: 8
Coding region: 432-1130 (232 amino acids)
Biological process (GO): mRNA splicing, via spliceosome
Cellular component (GO): U2AF complex; spliceosomal complex
Molecular function (GO): metal ion binding; pre-mRNA 3'-splice site binding
Source: RefSeq, a predicted model, not a curated record
UCAGCUGGAACACUUUAGGAAUUUAAUAUAUUCAAAUAUAUCAAUAUAACAUUUAACUUGAGUAUAAGCAAACAUUGGAGGCUGUUUGUAAUUCUUGCCCCAUCUAAUUUAUGAAGAUUAUUUGUUAUUUUCUUUGCAUCAUCUAAUUUAGACGAAUUGGCCUGUACAUAAACAACAUUAGCUCUGUUAAUAAUACCAUCUGGAUGUGAGUCCACUGAACUGAUAGUGAGCUGCUGUAAAGAUCUCCUUUAAAUAUCAACACAUCUUUUUCGUAUUUCCUUCAAACGAUUGUGUAAUAAAGGAUUUUAGUUUUGUAUGAAUGUAUGUUGUCUGUUCCCCCCCGUGGUGCACUGCUAUGGGUGCCACCGCGACAUGUGUCCGUCAGACUCUUAUUUUGAAAGCGCAUCCCGGAUGUGUUAGGCUGGUUCAAGAUGGCCGAGUAUUUGGCGUCCAUCUUCGGCACAGAAAAAGACAAGGUCAACUGUUCUUUUUAUUUUAAAAUCGGUGCGUGUCGUCAUGGUGACCGCUGCUCCCGGUUACACAACAAACCCACCUUCAGCCAGACGAUUGCCCUCUUGAACAUUUACCGCAACCCCCAGAACAGCGCCCAGUCCGCGGACGGCCUGAACUGUGCCGUCAGUGACGUGGAGAUGCAGGAACAUUAUGAUGAGUUCUUUGAGGAGGUCUUCACAGAGAUGGAGGAGAAGUAUGGCGAGGUGGAGGAGAUGAACGUGUGCGAUAACCUCGGAGACCAUCUGGUCGGUAACGUCUAUGUGAAGUUCCGUAAAGAGGAGGACGCGGAGAAGGCGGUGAUGGACCUGAACAACCGCUGGUUCAACGCCCAGGCCGUCCACGCAGAGCUGUCCCCCGUCACCGACUUCAGAGAGGCCUGCUGCCGGCAGUACGAGAUGGGGGAGUGUACCCGCGGCGGCUUCUGUAACUUCAUGCACCUGAAGCCCAUCUCCCGGGAGCUGAGGAGGGAGCUGUACGGCCGCCGGAGAAAGAGCGGACAGAGGACCCGGUCCAGGUCCCGGGAGAGGCGAUCCCGCUCCAGGGACCGAGGGAGAGGGAGUGGGCGGGACCGCGAGAGGCGUCGGUCACGGGACCGGGAACGUUCUGGAAGGUUCUGAGAGCAGCCGGACUCCGGAGCUCCGGCCCGACGGAAGCUGACCGCGACGGGAAGCAGCGAGACGUUGAUGUUGUUGGAAUUCUUUGUUUGUUUUUCCUCUUUAUAUAUUUUUAUUUUGUCAAAAUACUUUUAACUUGUCAUUAAAUUGAAACUCUUUGUACUGA